GUAGAAGGCGAAAAGAGAGGAAGGCGUUGCUUUGUGAGGAUGGGUUGUUGUUUCAAGACGCCUUGACGACUAUCUCCUGGCGGUGACCAAGAUUCCGGUCGAAGUGUAUGCGGAGGGGGUUUAUAACGGGUUAGAGACCAAAUGAUUUUUGCAUUUGCGAUAGAGACACAGCUCGACCAAUCAGGGCUCGAGCCAAGUUUUGACGGACGUGUGGGAUAUUGAAUGGACAUAAUUGAGUCCGUAGUAAAGGUGCAGUGCAGUCGAGGAAAGAGUCAUAAACAGUUUCCCGGGUGUUUGAGUGUUUUGCUUUGCCGACCGUCACAACCGCUGAGCUGUGCUCAUCCAAACAGGCGAUAGCUCUGAGAUCUGAGAUCUUGUUUUUGACAGACAAAUCCUUCAUAUCGGGAACACAAACUGUGUAGAUUCUGAUCUCUCCGUGUGUCGAUAUACACGAGUUAUAUAUAUAUAUCAGACCCGCCGGCAAGCCAGCUCGCCACAACCAUGCAAACUUCCUGCUACGGCGGACAGUACAGUCCGGCUCUGUUCGGGGACUCCUGCAGCUACCACCACGACCAGCAGACUCAGUCCUUCGGGCACAGCUACAACCUCGGCCCGACCUACACCAGCGGCACCCUCGGUCCCACCAUGCAGAAUUACGACAUGAAGCCGGAGCCCGCCAGCUACCCCUACGGGGACACAGUCAUCACCACGCCGAGCGUCAGCCCGUACGCGCCGGUGGUGUCGACGGCGUUCCAGCGGAUCAGCCAGCCAACGGUACCCACGACUCAGUACUUCAGUCCUCCUCCUAAGGCCUACACCGACUGCAAUCACCCAGACGAGAACGACAACGCGACGUUUCACGAGAAAUCCGCCGCCGAACCGCCUGUCGUGGUCCCAAAACAGGAAGAGACGACGGCGGAUCAGCAGCCAGCGGCGGACGACAAGCCGCCGACGGACGGAGGGGAGGGGGAGGCGGGGAAGGCCGGCACGGACACCCCUGCAAGCGGCGACGGCGACAACAGCGACAACAACGGGAUGGAAGAAAUCCUCACGUCUCUUGAGAAGAAGGAAGACACGCCGAAGGAGCCUCCUUCGGCAGACGUGAAACCGCCGCUGUCCUACAUUGCGCUCAUCGCGAAAGCCAUCCUCGGCUCCCCCGCCAAGCGCCUCAGCCUCGGCUCCAUCUACCAGUACAUCACCGACAACUACCCGUACUACCAGAACCGCGGGCAGGGCUGGCGCAACUCCGUCCGACACAACCUCUCCCUCAACGACUGCUUCAUCAAGGCCGGGCGCUGCGAGGACGGCAAGGGCAACUACUGGGCCAUCCACCCGGCCAACAUCGAGGACUUCGCCCGGGGAGACUUCCGACAGCGCCGGCGGUCCAGGCGACGCCGCGGGGCCAAGAAGGACAUGGAGACCCUCAACAACGGUUACGGGAUGGCGAACAGCUACCUGAACCCCAGCACAGGCCCCAUCACGCCAGGCUACUCCUUCCCGCCGUCUCUCAGCUCCAUCUACUCACCCUACACCGACGCCGAGAGGAAAGCCUACCGGCUAGAUGAAGUCCUCUACCGCCAACACAUCAACAAUCCUUUCUUCAAGUGGUACAACAGUAGCUGUAGGAUUCCUCAGGCGACACCAUCCCCCAACCCGUCUUCUCCUGUCGGCAUGUACCCGAACUCUAACCCGCAGUGGCAGUACUCCGACACCCAGAACUCUCAAUCCAUGUUCCCCAUCUCACCAAACUUUCAGCGGUUCAAGUAAGUUCACUAUAACUAGUUGGUGUAAAAAGAACACGCCUGUAUAAAUGUGUGGAAAAAAAUAGGUUCAUCACAUAACACUUACUUUUUAUCAAGAAAAGACGUUAGCGUUCCGUUUUUGUUUUUGUUUAUUAGAAAAAAAGGCACUGGUCACUCAUGUAGAAAACCAUUCUUGAGUUUUCAAUGUAAGAAUCGUGCAAUUUGAUGAUCCACGUGCAAUCACACAAAAAAAAUCCUAUAUUAUUUCUGUGUUCGCCGCGAAUUGUACCAAAGACUUCAGAAUUUAAGAAAAUGUCAAAGAUUCAAAAUUGUUUGAUCUGUUCAAAGAGACUAGUGUUAGUUACAUUUUAAGGAUAGUUUUGUCAUGUUUCGACAAUUCUCCCUUUGUCUUGUAAAAUACACAUUAAAUAGGAAACCGUACUUCAGACUGCUUACGUAAAUGCUAAAGUCUCACUGUUAUAUGUUCAUUACUUUUUUUCUUAUUUAUUAGUUUGUGCAUUUUUAGAUGCAAAUGUGUCUUUUGUACAAAAGUAGGUGUGAGAAUACGAGAAUUUGCAUACUGAAAUGAUUUCGCCUUUCAUCUAAUGGUAAACUGCUGCUGCCAAAAACAUUUAAGACAUGUUGUGCUUAAACUUAAUUGUUUCGUGGGUUUGCUUCUUGCUUUGAAAAAAAAAAAACCGAUAUAGUUGAACGUGUUCAAUUGCAUAUAAAGCACAAAGCUAAAAUUCAAGUCAAAAAAAGAUUACCUAUGUUUUACUGAUUGCAGAGAUUCUAGGGAAGUUUAACAAUAUGAUUUUGAGGAAAAUUACCGCUGCAAUAUUGGCAUUAGAAUGGCAGACUAAACUUAUAGCACUUUGUAAAACUUUCUGUUUUGGAAGCUUCUUACAAUGUAUGUACAGUUUCUGUAUAAACUGUUAUGGUCGGAAGUGUUUUGUGACAUUUAGCCUCAGUUGUCCGUCAGUUGUACAAAGUAAGAAUUAAAAAAUUGUAGCAAAACA
Molecule: messenger RNA, 2761 nt
Organism: Branchiostoma floridae (Florida lancelet)
Lineage: Eukaryota; Metazoa; Chordata; Leptocardii; Amphioxiformes; Branchiostomatidae
Product: forkhead box protein D5-B-like
Exons: 1
Coding region: 502-1767 (421 amino acids)
Biological process (GO): regulation of transcription by RNA polymerase II; anatomical structure morphogenesis; cell differentiation
Molecular function (GO): RNA polymerase II cis-regulatory region sequence-specific DNA binding; DNA-binding transcription factor activity, RNA polymerase II-specific
Source: RefSeq, a predicted model, not a curated record